Messenger RNA from Closterium sp. Naga37s-1, 1446 nucleotides. NCBI's taxonomy places the organism in Eukaryota, Viridiplantae, Streptophyta, Zygnematophyceae, Desmidiales, Closteriaceae. The record is from the annotation of a GenBank genome assembly.
AUGGGAGCCAAGGACGCCAUAAAAAACUCAUUCACUGUUGAUGAUAAUGUGGUGAGUGCUCCUUGGGUCAGGCCCACAGCUCACGGCACGCCACACUGCACUCCACCAUGGCACACCACACCACAAGCCACGGCAUCACACCCCCUGGGAGUCAACGUGCAUCUGAUGGGCGCCAAGGACGCCAUCAAAAACUCAUUCACUGUUGACGAUAAUGUGGUGAGUGCUCCCUGGCGCACGUGGGCGCUACUAGAGGGCACGGAGGACAGAGUAGCAUGGGCGCUGGAGGCAGGAGAGUGUGACUCUGUGGUUAACCUUCAAUUCCCGCUCUUUCUCUAUAAACCCCUCCUCCAGCGCACGUGGGCGCUACUAGAGGGCACGGAGGACAGGGUCGCAUGGGCGCUGGAGGCAGGAGAGUGUGACUCUGUGGUUAACCUUCAAUUCCCGCUCUUUCUCUAUAAACCCCUCCUCCAGCGCACGUGGGCGCUACUAGAGGGCACGGAGGACAGGGUCGCAUGGGCGCUGGAGGCAGGAGAGUGUGACUCUGUGGUUAACCUUCAAUUCCCGCUCUUUCUCUAUAAACCCCUCCUCCAGCGCACAUGGGCGCUACUAGAAGGCACGGAGGAGAGGGUGGCAUGGGCGCUGGAGGCUGUGGGGCUGAAGCACCUGUCGAGAGAGCCAGCCAGCAUUCUCAGCAUGGGACAGCGCAAGCGUCUACAGCUGGCUCGGCUGCUCGCCAUUCCCCGCUCUCUCUGGCUGCUGGACGAGCCCUCCGUGGGGCUGGACGUGGGGGGUGUGGCGCUGCUGAUAGCGAUAAUGCUGCCCUUGCUUUCCCCCCCACCCCCCCCACUCUUCCACCUCUGUCAAACAGCGCAAGCGCCUGCAGUUGGCUCGUCUACUAGCCAUCCCGCGUUCCCUCUGGCUCGCAAGCGCCUGCAGCUGGCUCGGCUGCUCGCCAUACCCCGCUCAUUGUGGCUCCUGGACGAGCCAUCAGUCGGGCUGGACCUGGCUGGCGUUGAGCUGCUAGAGGGGAUGAUUGAGGAGCACAGGGCCUUUAGUCCCCUCUUUUCCCCUCACUCCCCCGCCAUUCCCCCGCUUCCACCAGCGCAAGCGCCUCCAGCUGGCGCGGCUGCUCGCCAUACCUCGAGCACAGGGCCUUUAGUCCCCUCUUUUCCCCUCACUCACCUGCCAUUCCCCCGCUACCAGCGCAAGCGCCUGCAGCUGGCUCGGCUCGUGGCCAUCCCGCGCUCAUUGUGGCUAUUAGACGAGCCAUCCGUAGGGCUGGACCUGGCUGGCGUUGAGCUGCUGGAGGGGAUGGUUGAGGAGCACAGGGCCUUCAGUCCCCUCUUUUCCCCUCACUCCCCCGCCAUUCCCCCGCUUCCACCAGCGCAAGCGCCUCCAGCUGGCGCGGCUGCUCGCCAUACCUCGUUCCCUCUGGCUAUGAGAUGA